Molecule: messenger RNA, 1542 nt
Organism: Colletotrichum spaethianum
Lineage: Eukaryota; Fungi; Ascomycota; Sordariomycetes; Glomerellales; Glomerellaceae
Product: DNA damage-binding protein CMR1
Exons: 2
Coding region: 1-1542 (513 amino acids)
Biological process (GO): regulation of DNA damage checkpoint
Cellular component (GO): nucleus
Molecular function (GO): protein binding; DNA binding
Source: RefSeq, a predicted model, not a curated record
AUGCCGGUCAAGAAGGAGGAGCCCGAGGAGGCCAUCAGCGCCUUCGAGCGCAUGCGCCGGGAAAACAUUGCGAGGAACCAAAGCAUAUUAAAGGACUUGGCACAAACGUCAAAUAAGAUUAUGCCUGCGAAGCCGAAGCCGGCUCCCAAAACCCGGUCCGCUCCUGUCAAGAAGGAGGCAGUAGCUGUCGCCGCGGGGCCCGUCCGUCGUAGUGCCCGCGUCGCCGGACUUGACGCCGAUAACGAGACACUGAAACGCAAGUACGAGGUCGAGCUCGAAGACCAGGCUGCCAAGGAGAAGGCCAAAAAGAAGCGUGUCGGUGGGACCCUUAGCUUGGGUGACAUCGCCGUCGAGGGCAAGAAGUUCAACAAGGGCAUUGAUGGCCUGGGCUCGCUGGUGCCUCGCGGCGCCCAGCCUGGAGUGCCUACCUUCACCGAUGAGGAUAUUGAGAACACAUCCGACAAGGACCUCAAGGACCUUAGGAAAAAAAUGGGCAAGCUGGAGCUUUACGACAAGUGGAUUCCCAAUGAUAUUAAGAUCUGUCCUCAACGUAUAUACGCUUCGACUUUCCAUCCCACCGAGGAGAAGGCGGUCAUCUUUGCCGGCGACAAAGAAGGAGCCCUCGGUGUCUUCGACGCUUCGCAGGAGGGCCCCCCGGAGAGCAAUGACGACGAUGACGAAGAGGCAGAGUGGAAAGAGCCGGAGAUUGGCGCCUACAAGAUCCACUCUCGAACCAUUACCACGAUUAUCGUCUCACCUUUUGACCACCAGAAAGUCUACACCUCGUCGUAUGACUCCACGAUCCGCGUUCUCGACUUGGCCAAGGACGUGUGCGUUCCCGUCUGGGAGCCCGCAGAUAAAGAGGAGGAUGUUCCCUUGUCGGCCAUCGACAUCCCCCUUACCAACAAGGACCUUGUCUACUUCUCAACCCUCGCCGGAGCUGUGGGAAAAGUUGACAUGCGCGACCCGAAGGGAUUUGAGACAUGGCAGCUGUCGGAUAACAAGAUUGGCGGCUUUUCUCUGAACCCACGUGAGCCGCAUCUGCUGGCCACUGCCUCGCUAGACCGGAGCAUCAAGAUUUGGGAUUUGCGCAAGAUCUCUGGUAAGGGCGACAUGCGUUUCCCGGCGAUGCUCUACGAGCACGACUCCAGGCUCUCCGUCUCCCACGCCUCCUGGAGCCCGGGCGGCCAGAUCGCGACGUCGUCAUACGACGACACAAUCAAGAUCUACGACUGGGCGGACCACAGUACUUGGGACAGCAGCGGCAUGGAACCGAAGGAGAUCGUCAAGCACAACAACCAGACCGGCCGCUGGGUAACGAUUCUCAAACCGCAGUGGCAAAAACGGCCCAAGGACGGCAUUCAAAAGUUUGCCAUUGGAAACAUGAACCGGUUCGUCGAUGUCUACGCCGCCAACGGCGAGCAGCUUGCCCAGCUAGGCGGGGAUGGCAUCUCGGCUGUCCCUGCAGUCGCCCAGUUCCAUCCGACGAUGGACUGGGUUGCAGGCGGCACCGCCAGCGGCAAACUCUGCCUCUGGAUGUGA